UUUUGUCUGAAUGCGGGUUCCAAAGGUGCGCCCAUGGUCUCUCUUAUACGCGCACAUCAGGGACGCACCUCUCCUCAACCCUGCUGAGGAAAAAGGAGAGCCAUCCCUCCUUACAAUAAUUAGAGUUGCAGAUUGACAGGUGGGCUCUGACUGUCAGGGUGACGCUUGUCGAAGGGGUGGAGUAAAAGAAGGAGAAGGGGCCCGGAAAGGCAGCUGGAUGUGUCUUGUCUGUCAGUAGAGAGCCGUCUGAAGGCGAUAUGCGCACAUUUUUCCCCUUUCUGCAUGCGGGAGGGCGCUCCUUGUUGUUAUUUUUUAGUCGAAGUGCGUUAGAUGUAAUAAAACAGCAGGAAGCAACAAGAAGAACAGGCCUGCUUCUUUCCCUAUGAGUUUCUGAGAAAUUCCAAGCGUCCGUGUUUUGACAAUCGGACGGUGUUAUCGGAGCUUUGGAGAGCGUGGAGCUGCGGCUGAAACCUGGUCGGGACCGGAGAGAGACGCCACACCAGACCCGCAGUUCGGACGCCUAUCCUCCGACAAGGCGGUGCGAUGUGCUUCCUCAUCGGAGCGGCGCGGUAGUCUGAGCCCGGAGCGCGUUUAUUCGGAUGGAAGCGCGGCUGAUCUGAGAUCUGCAUAGAGCUCUUUCCACCGGGUUUCCCACCCCAUCAGCCCUGCCUGGAGUUUUUCCUCAUCGGACGAAGUUAACAAUUUCUCCUCAAAAUCGUCCGAAUACACGAAAAAGGCGCACAGAUUUAGAAACUCUUCACCCUACGAGGGGAUCUACACUUUUAAAUAAAAUCACAUUCGUUCGCUUCCAGCUCUGCCCGUUGUUUUGAUCUCUGCAUGAACAGUCAAGCGGAAAAUCCUGCAGCAGCAUGCCGAGGAGAAAGCAGCAAGCACCGCGGCGGUCAGCAGCUUAUGGAUCUGAAGAUGAGUUUAAAACAGGGAAGACUGAUGAAGAAGAGCACCUCCUGGACGAUGGCCUUUCCCUUGAUGGUCAAGAUGCAGACUUUCUCUUUAACGAUGAUGAGGACCCAAGAGAGCAUUAUAGCUGUCAGAAUUCCCCACUCAGCAAUGGCACUAAUCAAGAUGCUGGAUAUGCUUCCCCACUCAGUACCACCAGUGAUCAACUGGUGGACCUUAAGACCACCACUUCCUCCUCUAGUGAUCAGGAAAACCCAGAGGAAAAGCUUGGGGAAAGUACAGAGUCAAUGAAUGGCCUCACUCUUCAGGACAGUCUGACAAAAAUGAAAGCCGUCUAUGCAAACUUGAUUUCAGAUGCCUCCUGGUCUAGCAUUGCUCUGGAUGUGCUUAAAAGUAAACAAGGGAACAAUUUGGCAGCUAGCAAUGGUUGUGGUAGCAAUGACAAAGGCAGCAGUGGGUUCCUGAAUAGUCACAGUUCAAGCAACAGCCAUGGCAAGAGCAGAUGUAGCGGUUAUGAUACUCCUGUCUCUAAUCACAUAAACAGCAGCAGCACAACUGCAAGAACAGUCUUGAGCAACAGCAACGCUGGCAUCAGCUCUGCAAACACUGGAGGAUUAGCCUAUGACUGGCAUCAGGCAGCUUUAGCUAAAACUCUUCAGCAAAAUCCAUACCAACUCCUCCCUGAGCCCAGCCUCUUCAGCACCGUGCAGCUUUACAGGCAGAACAACAAACUGUAUGGGCCAGUCUUUACUGGGGCCAGCAAGUUUCGGUGUAAGGACUGUAGUGCCGCCUAUGACACCUUGGUUGGUCUGACUGUACACAUGAAUGAGACUGGACACUACCGUGAUGACAACAAAGAUCCAGAGGAUGAUCGAAGCAAGAAGUGGUCCAAGCCCCGCAAGCGUUCUUUGUUGGAGAUGGAAGGCAAAGAAGAUGCCCAGAAAGUUCUAAAAUGCAUGUAUUGUGGCCACUCUUUUGAAUCCUUGCAAGAUCUUAGUGUUCACAUGAUUAAAACAAAACACUAUCAGAAAGUGCCUCUAAAAGAACCAAUGCCAGCCCUCACAUCCAAACUGGUGCCCCCGACCAAAAAAAGAGCUUUUCAGGAUUUGAUGUCCCCAAGCUCACCCGAGUCAGUGUCUUCGGGCAUAUUCCUUGGAGACUCUCCAAAAGACCAAAAAGCAGCUAAUCCGUACGUCACUCCUAACAAUCGAUAUGGUUACCAAAAUGGUGCCAGUUAUACGUGGCAGUUUGAGGCACGAAAGGCACAAAUACUCAAAUGCAUGGAAUGUGGUAGCUCCCAUGACACAUUGCAACAGCUGACAGCCCACAUGAUGGUAACAGGACACUUUCUAAAAGUUACAAAUUCUGCCUCUAAGAAGGGCAAACAGUUAGUUUUAGAUCCAGUUAUUGAGGAGAAAAUUCAGUCAAUUCCUUUGCCUCCUACCACGACACGUCUCCCAGCACCCAAUGGUAAGCCGCAGCCUGACUCCCUAUUGCAGCCCUGCAGCCCCGAAGAGAAAAACGAGAACAAGAGAGAUGAUGAGAUAGAGAAAGAGAAGGUAGAAGUAAUAGAACCAGAGAAAAGAAUUAAAGAGGAAAAUGAAGACUCAAUUGAAAAGCCAGAUAAGCCUGUGAAGACCAGAUCCUACCAGUACCUUACAGAAGAAGACUUAGAAGAAACACCUAAAGGUGGCCUAGACAUCUUAAAGUCUUUGGAGAAUACAGUAUCAAGUGCAAUCAGCAAGGCCCAAACAGGAGCACCAACAUGGGGUGGUUACCCCAGCAUUCAUGCUGCCUAUCAGCUCCAUGGGUCCCUGAAGUCUACUUUGCCCUCCUGUGCACCAGUUCAACCUUUGUUCAGUAGUUACAGUUUGAAGGUUAUGUCCUCUGAUAUGGGUUCUCUGAUUCAUUCACCAAAUAGUCCAUCUCCACCUCUUAGCCACAAAAGUAAUGUGCUGGCUAUGGAGGAGCUUGUGGAAAAAAUGACAAGGAGUAGUUCUACACAUGAUGAAAAAGAGGAAAAAAACCCUGAGAGUAAGUCUAUGUCUGCAAAGUCACCAUUGCAAAAUCCCAAGGCCAAUGCAGAAAAUCUGUCCAAAGUAGUGCAAGGCUCUACAGUUGAGAUUUCUAAUGUUCUAAAGGGUAAAGAAGAGCCAACUGAGCCUAAAACAGAAAUAAAGAUAAAAACUGAGGGUGACUCACCACAAAAAACAGGUAGCAAUGGCUGCAGCAGCCUCAGCAUCAUCACCGAUCAUUUGUCUGAGCAGCCUCUUGUCAGCCCUCUCAGUGCUUUGCAGUCUGUCAUGAAUAACCAUUUGGGGAAAGCUGCAAAAAUUCCCAGACCCUCUGUGGACCCAUUUGCAAUGCUUUAUAAGAUGAGCAGCUAUGCCCAUAGUAAACAAGCAGAGCCAGCGAGUCAACAUCAUAAUGAUGACAAUGAUCAGCCCAUUGACUUAACAAAAUCCAAAACCAGCAGCAAUGUCAGUUCAGCUAUAGCUAGUUCAACACCAAACAACAGCAACACAAACAUUGUUAAAGCAUCUUUUAGAAAUUUCUCCCAAUCAUCAUCGUCGCCUCUUCGAGAGAAUGCUUUAAUGGAUAUUUCAGACAUGGUUAAAAAUCUCACUGGCCGUUUAACGCCAAAGUCUACAACACCAUCCUCUAUAUCAGAGAAAUCAGACAUGGACGGCUUUACUUUUGAGGACAGUAUGGAGGAGCUGUCUCCCAUCCAAAGAAGAAAAGGACGACAGUCAAACUGGAAUCCCCAGCACCUCCUGAUUCUCCAGGCCCAGUUUGCCUCCAGUCUUCUGGAGACUCCUGAAGGAAAAUUCGUCAUUAGUGACUUGGGACCACAAGAGCGAGUUCACAUAUGUAAAUUUACUGGUCUCUCCAUGACCACUAUCUCACAUUGGCUGGCCAAUGUAAAAUACCAGUUGAAGAGGACAGGCGGAACAAAGUUCCUCAAAAAUAUUGACUCUGGCCAACCUCUGUUUUUGUGUAGCGACUGUGCUUCCCAGUUCAGGACUCCCUUGUCCUACAUUAACCAUUUAGAGUCCCACCUGGGAUUCACCUUAAAGGACCUCUCCAAGCUUUCCGUAGACUUACUUGAGCAGCAGGCAGUGAGCAGAAUUGAGGACAAGACGUUUACGUCUUCUGGACUUAUUGAAGAUGACACUGGCUCAGCGUAUCAGUGCAAACUGUGCAACCGGACAUUUGUGAGCAAACAUGCAAUCAAAUUGCACCUUUGUAAAACCCAUGGAAAGUCGCCGGAGGACCAUCUCAUCUUUGUGAAAGAGCUCGAAAAGUUAGAUAAACAGUGAAAUCGGUGAAAGCUUGACAGAUUAGUGUUGCACUAUAACUCUUAAGUCUCAAUCUGUCAACACAGGUAGUGCCACAACUGUUUUAACACAAACAUGAGCUUUAACACCUUAUAUUCUAAUUAUUCAGUGUGUUUUGAAUGAAAAGAGCACCCAUUUAAGUAGCUCUAAUACAGAUUGUAAAGGUUGCAUUUUAAUUUGAUACAAUUCUACAGAUUGGUGCAACAGACAUGGCACUAUAUAGUCAUUGACUGAUUGUUGCUUCAUCAAUGCACUGCAUUUUAUCUGAGCCUUUAGCAGUAGUCUAUCUGUUGUUUUGAAACUGAUCUAUGCUUUUGUGUUCAUCACUGUUUCUGAAUAAUUGUUUUAGAAUGAAUAUAUUUCAUCCUACCUUGCAUAUUAUUUAUGAAGCUGUGCAUGUUUUCAUGUGAAGCAAUGAGUAUAUUAGGUCUGGCUACAUUUCAGUCGUAAUGGCUUAACAGAUGUCCCUGUUUUACAAAGUUUGGAAACUGCUAGUCAUUUAAAGUCAGAUGGGUAAAAGAUGGUGUUCUGAAAUGUUUCUGCACUUUCAGUGAGUGUAAAACAGAAGAAAAUUUUGAUUGGACAAAAGAAAAUUGAUUAAAAAAAGAUCAAGUUUAAUUUUAGGGUACUUAACCAAACUAUAAUGGUGUUUAUUUUUUACCAUUAUACCAGAAAAUAUUGCAGACAUCUGUUUUUUCCUCAAGUUAAAAAACCUGUUUUCUUUUAACAUGUACAGUACUUGCUAAGUAGCCCACAAAUUUUAUCAUGAAGGAGCUAAACUUGUAAAGUUAAUAAUGUUGAAAACUUAAUGUAUAAAUAAUUUUAAAAAAAUCAUGUAUGUUGGCAUAUCUUGCUACUUACAAGUUCAAUAUUAUUUGUACUGUGUGCAUUUUUACAGUGUUAUUUUCUAGAUCAAUUUGGGUUUGGGGGGGUGUAAAGCUGCAGAAUAUUGUUGGACCAAAAUUGCCCCUUUUUCAGUGAAUUGUAGGUCCCUCAAUGUGGUUUAUAUGAAAUUAAAUUAACGGCAUCUGAUGUGAUGCCAAUAACUGUAUAUAUGCUUGAAAGGAUUGCUCUUAAGAGUUCCAGGUUUUUCUCAUGACCAGUUAUUCUAAAUGGCAUCCUUUUAUCCUUAGUUGUAAAAUAAAUGUCAUGUCCUGGAAUAAA
Girardinichthys multiradiatus is the source of this 5420-nucleotide messenger RNA. Its product is annotated as teashirt homolog 1-like. Bases 870 to 4238 code for a protein of 1122 amino acids. Gene Ontology annotation, cellular component: nucleus. The record is from RefSeq and is a predicted model, not a curated record. The transcript has 3 exons. Gene Ontology annotation, biological process: regulation of transcription by RNA polymerase II. Gene Ontology annotation, molecular function: DNA binding; DNA-binding transcription factor activity, RNA polymerase II-specific. NCBI's taxonomy places the organism in Eukaryota, Metazoa, Chordata, Actinopteri, Cyprinodontiformes, Goodeidae.